CCACUUUCCCGAAUAUGGAGAGUCCUCCUAACAAUAACAAUAACAAUUACAAUAACAAUAGCAAGAUCGGUAGUAGCAGUAGUAGUAAAGGUAAACGCAGCCCUCCAGGGAACUCGAGAUGGAACCCGACGAGUCCCCAGAUCAACUUGCUCGAAGGUUUGUACAACCAAGGCCUCCGGACGCCAACGCCCGACCAAAUCCAGCAGAUCGCCGCCAUGCUCAGCGCCUACGGCCACAUCGAGGGCAAGAACGUCUUCUACUGGUUCCAGAACCACAAAGCCCGCCAGCGCCAGAAGCUUAAGCAGGACAUCCUCGACAUCACCUCCACCGCCGCCGCGGCCGCCGCUAAUCAUCAUCACAACAGUCAACUCCCUUUCCUUGGUCAACAUCACCAUCACUACUUCCUUCGCAACUCACACCCUCCUCCUCCGCCUCAUCAUCAUCAUCAACCGCCCGCUAGCUCUGCUCCUACAGUUAUUUGUGGGUCGUACUAUGCGCCACAACAACAAGCAGAAGAUCAGGUAAGGCUGACACGUCAGCAACAACCCAACAACGUUAUGGUGGUCCCACCGGGAGGCGGCUUUAAAGGGAUGCAGAAGGUUCAAAGUUCCGACAAGGUGAUCACAAGGACGGUGGCAGCUACUGCUGCCGCCGCCGCAUAUCAUGACCGCCGCCACAGAGCAGCCGUCUCUGUGUCGGGAAACGACGACGAUGAUUUUGAUCAUAAUAAUAGUCGUGAAACGCUCCAGCUCUUUCCUCUGCACCCGACUGGCGGUUUGCUGGGAAGGGCUUUGUCUCCGCCGCCAUAUGUUACACCCGACAAUAAUUCUACCUCUGUUGGGGAGACUGCUGCUGUAAGCUUCGACGACGACGACAAUUCUAGUACUGCUGGUGUAGGCUGCUGCAGCAGCUUCGACUUCUUCUCCCUCGGGCAGUCUCGUUUUUGUCGGCCCCAUGGAUUUUGAUCCUAUCCAAUGGGAUUCAGCUGCUGGAUCGAUAUAUUCUGCUCUUCUUGUCCUUGUGGGGAAGUUAAUUAGUUGAAGUUCGAUAUAUUCUGCCUUUGGUUAUAUUCUGCUCUUCUUGACGUGUACGUGAGAUUGAGAAUGAGAUAGUAAGCUUAACUGUUUCAUCCUUUCUUUCUCAUUACCUGUCGCUUCAAGAUAGAGCACUACUCAUCAGUCGUCACCGUAAACUUUGUUGCUUCAGAACGAAUUUAUGUUAUUUUCAUUUUUCAACCUCUUGACCUCUAAUGUUUUAGAGUACCGCGUACGUAUGUAUGAUUUUACCGUAAUUUGCAGCUCUUUGGCCUAACAAAAUUUUACGAAAUAAAUCUAAUAUAAAAUG
This is a messenger RNA of Linum trigynum, 1344 nucleotides long. Lineage: Eukaryota; Viridiplantae; Streptophyta; Magnoliopsida; Malpighiales; Linaceae. The record is from the annotation of a GenBank genome assembly.